Messenger RNA from Rattus rattus (black rat), 6564 nucleotides. RefSeq names its product zinc finger and BTB domain containing 34 (gene Zbtb34). NCBI's taxonomy places the organism in Eukaryota, Metazoa, Chordata, Mammalia, Rodentia, Muridae. Gene Ontology annotation, molecular function: DNA-binding transcription factor activity, RNA polymerase II-specific; protein binding; RNA polymerase II cis-regulatory region sequence-specific DNA binding. Bases 258 to 1814 code for a protein of 518 amino acids. The transcript is spliced from 2 exons. The record is from RefSeq and is a predicted model, not a curated record. Gene Ontology annotation, biological process: regulation of transcription by RNA polymerase II.
CCCUCUGUACAUGCGUCCAGCCUGCCUUCAGUUGAAGCAAGAAUGUCAAACAUUAUAAACCCAGAGCCCCAUCAUUUUGUUAUAUUUCCAUUCAUUUUCAUGUAAUUUUAGUUGAAAUUCUGUUUCAUGCUUUCAAACUUCUUCAUUGUGUCCAUUUAAUGUUUUGUAGCUGACAAACUGCUGAAUUUAGCUUAGUGAAGGUCGCCAACUGAGCGCAGUUAAGCCUCUAAUGGUUAUUUUCUGUUGAUGUUGCUGGCAUGGAAAGCACCCUGGAAGAAUGCAAUUCAAGAUUACGUCUCGUGUCGGGAGAAAUGGACAGCAGCAGUUUCAUUCAGUUUGAUGUGCCCGAGCACAGCAGCACCGUUCUGAGCCAACUAAACGAGCUCCGCCUGCAGGGGAAGCUAUGUGACAUUAUCGUCCACAUUCAGGGCCAGCCCUUCCGAGCCCACAAAGCCGUCCUCGCAGCCAGCUCCCCGUAUUUCCGGGACCAUUCAGCACUGAGCACUAUGAGUGGCUUGUCAAUAUCCGUGAUUAAGAACCCCAGCGUGUUUGAGCAGUUGCUCUCCUUCUGUUACACUGGAAGAAUGUCCUUGCAGCUGAAGGAUGUUGUCAGUUUUCUGACCGCAGCCAGCUUUCUUCAGAUGCAGUGUGUCAUUGACAAGUGCACACAGAUCCUAGAGAGCAUCCACUCAAAGAUCAGUGUGGGAGACGUUGAUUCUGUUACCAUUGGUGCUGAAGAGACUCCUGAGAGCCGGAAUGGGGUGAAAGACGGCAGCUUCUUCACCAGUCCUGUUGAAAUCUCCCCUCCGUACUGCCCUCAGGUACGGCAGCCUCCAGUCAGCAGUGAUCUCCGCAUGGAGACCACCCCCAACAAAGCCCUUCGGAGCCGCUUGCAGGAAGAGGGGCACUCAGAUCGGGGGAGCAGUGGGAGCGUGUCUGAGUAUGAGGUUCAGAUAGAAGGGGACCAUGAGCAAGGGGACUUGUUGGUGAGAGAGAGCCAGAUCACCGAGGUCAAAGUGAAGAUGGAAAAGUCUGACCGGCCCAGCUGCUCCGACAGCUCUUCCCUGGGUGAUGAUGGCUACCACACGGAGAUGGUUGAUGGGGAACAAGUUGUGGCCGUGAAUGUGGGCGCCUACGGCUCUGUGCUCCAGCACGCCUAUCCCUACUCCCAGGCAGCUUCACAGCCUUCCAGUGUGCCAGAAGCUUUUGGAGGUCAGACCAAUUCCAGUCCAUCCAGGUCCAUGCUGAGCUGCUUCCGAGGCCGAGGGGCCCGCCAGAAGCGGGCUCUGUCUGUUCACCUGCACAGUGACCUGCAGGGUGUGGUGCAGGGGUCUGACAGUGAAGCCAUGAUGAACAAUCCCGGUUAUGAGAGCAGUCCCCGGGAGAGGAGUGCCAGAGGGUACUGGUACCCAUACAACGAGAGGUUGAUCUGUAUUUACUGUGGGAAGUCCUUUAACCAGAAGGGAAGCCUCGACAGGCACAUGCGGCUGCACAUGGGCAUCACCCCCUUUGUGUGCAAGUUCUGUGGGAAGAAGUACACGCGCAAGGACCAGCUGGAGUAUCACAUCCGGGGCCACACCGAUGACAAACCGUUCCGAUGUGAGGUCUGUGGGAAGUGCUUUCCAUUCCAGGGCACCCUCAACCAGCACCUGCGGAAAAACCACCCAGGGGUCACCGAGGGCCGGGGUCGCAUGGAGUCCCCCGAAAGAACAGAUGUAUAUGGGGAACAGAAACUUGAAAGUGAUGUGUCAGCCUCAGAGAUGGCGCUAGAUUCCCGCCUGGAAAUCCACACAGUGUCUGAUGCGCCUGACUAGGACCCGAGCAAAGCACAUCAGUCAGUGCAUCGUCGUGAUUUGCUUUGUUGUAAUCUUUGCUUUCCCCACCAAAUCUCUCGGUUUUUCGCUAGUUUCUCUGAAAGUUCUGUGGGGUACUUCUUGUGUUUACUCUCCCCUCCAUUCCUCUCCCCCAAGGAGCUCAAAGCAUGAAGGGCAGUGUAUCCAGGGAAAACACAGGCUGACAAUAUUCCUCUUUGGCUAAAUGCUUCUCCCAACUCUGCCAGUGAUUCAGCUAUGCCAACUGAUUGACCCCACAUGCUCUGCAGGGGCCGCACUCACUGUAGGUGCUAGCCCGGGUGCAUUUUCACGGUGAGAGGCUAGGAUGCCGUCAGCUGGUACAAAUGGGUAACCUUUUCUAAUUUAAAAUUACUUUUAGGGGGUAGUUAGACAAUUUAUAUAUAUAUAUAAUAAAGUGGUUAUUAUAUAUAUAGUAUAUAUACAUUCUCAAAUUUGAGUUUAUUCUGGUUGAGGUGAAUGUAAGAGGAAUAUAUAAUUUAAUACAAUGUGAACAGAGCUCUGGCUUUGUUUCAGCCCCUCCUACUAUGUUAGUUUUAACCCUUCGUUUCCCUUACAGAAGAAUGUCAGUAGACUUUCAUAUAUAGUAAUCAUUGUGUCCAAAUGCAAGCAAAGCAAAUCACAGUGUUCGUAGCUCUGCUUCAUAACAAACACAUAAACCAAAUGCCAUAAAUAAGGUUCCUUCAACUGUAGUGGGAAACCAUUUUGGAAUUUUUGUUUGUUGUCCAGGUACACUGGACAACCUGUGGUGCUGACCUUUCUACACAGUGUAGUGUUACAUUAGCCAGCCCCAAAGGAACAGUGGUUUUCAAGGUUUUUACUGGCUUACAACUCUACCUUCAUUCCGUACUGUAGACGCAUACAUACCAGGUAACUAAAUCGCUCCACCUUGAGUUAGUUCUCUGACUAAAGGACAGGAAUUUGUAGAGCUUGUCUACAAAAUUCUCCAAGCAGUGUUGUGGUUUUGUUAUUUUUGUUAUUUCCUUUUGGUUCUCUCUCUCUCUCUCUCUCUCUCUCUCUCCUCAAAAACAGCCAGUUCAGGUGCACAGCAACUUUUCUAUGCAGUUCCCAGGGAAACUGCAGACCUUGGAAUUUGUACUUUUUGUAAAGCUAUAUACUCUACGGGAAUUGCAAGCAAUAUAUCUAUCUUAGUAUUGUGUGUGCUAGUGAGAGCCCCAGUGGCUCCCUCACUCUCAGUGUUUCCUGCUUAAAGAAAAAAGUCAGAACUCUCGAAGAUCCUCUGUGUGUUACCAGAUCUGUGUAUGUCUCACCAUUUUUGGUCAUGUGGUGCUAUUUUUAUGUUAAGUAUAGGUCAGUAUCGGUCUAGAAAAUGUGAAACCUACCAGUAGUAAUGACUUAGUUACUUUCCUCUCAAGUUCACAGCUUGAAAAGAAACCUCAAAAGCAUGUGCUGGCAAACUGCUUACUGUCUGAGCUGUGUCUGGUCAGUGCUUUGGAGAAUGUCUGUUUGCCGUUAGAUUCAUACACAGCAACAAGCUUCGCAGAUGGCUCUGGUGCUGUGGAUCAGGCAGAGAGCAGUUCAGGGAGCCGCUGAGGGGCCAGUCAUACAGCUGGCCGCCGGGAGUCAGCAGCUCCGCUCUCCGCCUGAGACCUGAGCUCUGAGACCUGGACUCAAACAAACAGAAACCCAGAAUCUGAGGCCCAACCUCAAAGGCUAGGAGCUAAGGAAUACUUUAAGAUGUUUGCUGGUUUGCCAUGCUUUUUUGGCUCUUAAGAUACCAAGAAUGAUGGGUUUGGGGGGAAAUUUUUUGUUGGUUUUGUUUGUUUGUUUGUUUGUUUUUGAGAAAAAGUUUGAUUCCAGCUCUAUGUGUGUAGCAGCAGCCCCAGCGGCGGCUCAGUAGCCCCUCCUUAGCACACAGGAUCUGCUCAUAUGUGAACGCCUCACCUCAGUGUUAACUCCUGUAGAUGACUAAUCCCGCUGCUCCCAGGAGCCGCUCUUGCUAAUCGGGUAUACGGUAUGCCUUUUCCUCGUCAAACUGCCUAAGUCGGGGUUUGUCCUCUCCCUGAAGCAUUUGUUCAGCGGAGAAAGCUGAACGCCUCAGGGGAGGCUGGGCCCCAAGUGUUUACCUACUUAAGUGUGUUCUGAGGUUUCAGGUAAAUGUCUGUGAUUUUCUCAUUUUCCUUACAUGAAUGCGUUUGGUUCUGAUUUUUUUUUUUUAAAUUAAAUGCAAAAACUUUUUUUUUUUCAUGUUGUGUUAUCAAUUAAGUUUGUGACAAGAAAGGCCCUAAAUCUAAGGAUGUGAGAUGUCGAGCUCAGGGAAGGAGCCUCCUUUUUACUUAGGCCUGGGGCCUUCUGAGAUGCUUCCAGAGCUUUCUGUGGUGAGCAUAGUACACUUGGGCAGCUCGUCCAUGUCCUGGGCCUUGUCACUGUCUGUCAGAACUCAUAGACACGGAGUUCUUGUAUUUGUCAACUUGUUUAGCUGGUUUGAGUUUACCAAAGAGUGACUUAUCCAAAAUUGUCUUUGACAAAAAUAUACAUUGCUUUGAUUGUACAGUUCAGGUUCAAACAUUGUAAUGGGACUGGUAUAGGGCAGAAAACCGACUUGAGUUUAAUUGAUCAUGAUUCCGCAUCUGACAAAUUGCGCUUGCUCCCAUUCGUGUUGCUGACACUUUACCCUCUCCACUGAUAGCAGUGUUAAGAAUGAAUUCUCAAGCCAUAACACAGUACUGUAAAGUUCACAGGGCUUCGAGGGAGGCAGCGCCCAGGCCAGCACAGUGCUGCAUAGCCUGUCUGCAGUCACCAUGGGGCAGCAGCCGUUCAUUGUGCUUAGCCACAUGAGGAUGUGCCAGGAGAGGCAGCGUGGCCACCUAGCAGGCCUCUCUCCCUGAAGCUUACUGUGUAACUCCUUGUGGACAGCAAACCUGUCCCUGUACAGUAGUAGGUUAGGUCUCUCACUAUAGCUGGUGCACAAGUCCACUAAGAUAAACAAUAUGUGAAGACAUCUUUUACAGUGAAGUAUGUCCUGCCUUCCUACAGGCCUGUGCGUGAUCGAGUCUCUUCUCAGCUACCUUUCCAUGUUAGACAAUGUGAAGACAGCCACAGCGCCCGCCCUUCCCUGCGACAUUAGUACCAUUGCACAAACUGUGAAGACGUUUUAUACUUUUGCUAACACUUGUGGUUUUCAAUCUUUGUUUGUUCUCAUCAGUACUCUGCCCUCUUGUUUCUACUAAAGCUGUAAAUACAUUUAGAAACCAUUUGUAAAUACAGUUACACAGAUGAGUUCAUCUUCCUGGUCAGUGGGAAAGCCUCCCGAUCAAUCGGCUCUGCCGUGGCAGGUUCUCUCUCUCUCUCUCUCUCUCUCUCUCUCUCUCUCUCUCUCUCUCUCUCUCUCUCUCGUGUGUGUGUGUGUGUGUGUGUGUGUGUGUGUGUGUGUGUUUAAACAGCAGAAAGGAUACUGUCAGUUCACUGUUAUGCAGAAUAUACUGUAGAACUAAGGUGGUAAUUUUUAAAUCUCCCAGAGGUCUAUAAGUAUAUAUGCCUCCUCUAAUGAUGGCAAGUCUAACCUGCCUCCAUGUGUGUGUGUGUGUGUGUGUGUGUGUGUGUGUGUCUGUGUCUGUGUGUCUGUGUGUCUGUGUGUUUUAACAGCCCGGAUUCUAGGGAGAAUCCGCAAGAACACAAAGCAAGGGCUAGGGGACAUGUCCGUGUGAACAGACUCUGCCUCGGGCUGCUGUGUUUUCCUUUAAGCUUCCCACUUGUUACUGCUCUGUUUUUGUAGUUACCAUUGUUCUUAGAUUCUAUAAUGGUUUCCUGUGAAGCCUCCACUGAAAGGGACUCAAAUAUGCAACAUCUAAACUAUUUUCCAAGGGCUCAUGCCCCUCGAAUGGUGCUUCUAGCCUGGUCAGGGUUAUUUAUUAAAUUUUAUAUAUGAAAGUACUGGGGAAUUAUGUAAACUCUUUUUACGAGACUAUCUAGUUCUUACAUCAUAGAUUUCAUAUACUCAGUGCAGCUGAACUGAACGUUCAGAGAAGUCAUUCACUUUGCUCUAGAUUUGUAAUGGUCGUCACACACAUUGUCUUCAGUAAGUGCCAGAGUUCCCACUGUUCCUGCCAGGGCUUGCUAACUCCAGGUGCCCCCUGGGUCUGGCACAGACAGGGCUAUUGCUGCUCCUGCUUAGCUCCUGGAGCAAGCUUUGCUCACUGCCCUGAGUGGCAGAUUGAGCAUACAAAUCUCUCACUGCCCUUCAGUGACAAGCAUGCUGUGAAUGCGGCCUCAGGACUUGGAGAACAAACUCCAGGCUGCUGCCCUGACUAGAGCAAGAGGUAAACUCACCUGCCUCCCCUGAGAACGACCAUUUUCCUAAUGUGAAACCACCUCUUACCACUUUAGCAGUAGGGCUAACAGUCUUCUGUUACAAAUGGCUGAGCAAUGUGAAUGACUUCACAUGGUGUCAUUAUCUUGCAAUAUAAACUGGUAACCUCAACGCCACACUUCAUCACCACGUGAAGUAAAUGAAGCUAGCUAAGCGGAUGCUGUAUCAAGUAGUAACUUGCCAUUAAGGUUAUUUUAUAGCAUGAAUUGAAGACUAUUUAUUCAAAUGAUAUUUUACUCAUAUUCAUUUUGCUUUAGGUUUGUGACAUGAAUAUUUCAGUGCUGCUUCAUUUCGUUCUGAAUUCUUGUUUCUUGCUUGUAAAUGGCUUUUUUAUGGUAAUAAAUUCAAUGGAGAUUGCUGUUUGUAAAUAAAAAUGCUGCUAGA